GUCCGAACCCUAAGUUAUGCAUAUACAUAUGUGUGAAGGGAGGAAGAAGCUAGCGAUUGAAGUGAUAAUCAAUCAGCGCUUAUUAGAUCUUCGUUUACCAGCGAUAAUUAGUCAAUCAGCGCUUAGAUCUUUGCAAGGAGAUAAUUAUGUAUAUGAGCAAGGGAAAUAGAUUGCGGAAAUUGAAGAAGGAGAGUACAAGAGAAACGAAGAAGAAAGUGCUUCCUACUUUGGGUAAAGAGGUUUUGAAUCAAGGACAGAUGAUUGAUGGUGAGGUGGCAACUUGUGAAAAACAUGUUACUGCUAGUGAACGGAACGAUGAGUUAGAAGAUAGUGGCUAUGCUGACGAGGAGUUUACCUCAGCUAAAGAGGAGUGUACUGUAACUCGGCGUUGGUUAGGUGAUCAAACUUUAUAUGAAUCUAUGAAUCCAGGUGAUCAAGACGCCACUUCGAAUAUGUUCGCAAAGUUUGAAAAUGAUUUCGUUAAGAAGUUGGCAGAAAAAUUUCGGGAGAAUCCUCGACUUCUUACUGAAAAGGGCUUCACUUCUCGUUUUCGUUUUGAUUAUUUCCUAAAUUAUUACGUGGAAGUGUAGAAGAAGCUGCAGCAGUAGGUAUGUGUUUGAGCGUUGUGCAGCAGUUAUGAAUUUGAGCAGUUAGUAUUUAAGCUUCUCGGUGGAAUGUGUUCUAUUUAUAGUCACUGAACCUACUUUAUGUUUGUAAUAUUCAUACAAGUUAAACUGAGCUACAAUAAGUUAAUUGAGUUCGUCUUGUGGUAAAGCUUUAGGUUUUGGUGAUGAAUUAGAGGUUAGACCAGCAUCAACUCACCUUCAUAAGGGAUAACUGCUUUGUGUUCUCUGUUCAACUCCAAAAUUUAUUGAUGCUUUUAAUGGCUGGUUUUAACCUA
This is a messenger RNA of Papaver somniferum (opium poppy), 901 nucleotides long. RefSeq lists its product as uncharacterized. The transcript has 4 exons. Bases 147 to 590 code for a protein of 147 amino acids. Lineage: Eukaryota; Viridiplantae; Streptophyta; Magnoliopsida; Ranunculales; Papaveraceae. The record is from RefSeq and is a predicted model, not a curated record.